Messenger RNA from Rodentolepis nana, 486 nucleotides. The record is from the annotation of a GenBank genome assembly. Lineage: Eukaryota; Metazoa; Platyhelminthes; Cestoda; Cyclophyllidea; Hymenolepididae.
UCCCCCGAUUGGCUAUAUUACUUUGGAUGUCGUUUGAGAGUCGAUUUGCACCCUAAGGUUCUCUAUUUCCAGAAGGUGAAUCAUUUCCCGGCAACUUUUUAUUUGGGUCGAAAAGAUCAACUAUGGCGAGGUAUUUCACUUAUGCAAAGAACGCAAGGUCUCGAGGAGUUUGGUUUUAUACCGAGGACAUUUUGUAUUCCUAAGGAACUUGAGCUAUUGGAAAAAGAAUGGAUAGCUGAAGGCGAACCCCACUAUUGGAUUAUUAAACCACCGGCAAAGGCCAGAGGAAUUGGAAUUCAAGUGGCCACGAAAUGGUCACAAAUAUUAAAGGCUAAUGACGUUAUUGUUCAGAAGUACAUUUCAAACCCCUUCUUAAUCAACAAUGCCAAAUUUGAUCUUCGCAUCUAUGUUUUCCUCUAUUCCGUCUACCCUCUAAUUAUUUAUAUACAUAAAGAAGGUCUGGUAAGAUUUGCAUCACAUCAGUAA